Messenger RNA from Nymphaea colorata (pocket water lily), 1053 nucleotides. RefSeq lists its product as uncharacterized. Gene Ontology annotation, cellular component: RNA polymerase III complex. The record is from RefSeq and is a predicted model, not a curated record. The coding region runs from base 172 to 888 and encodes 238 amino acids. The transcript has a single exon. Gene Ontology annotation, biological process: transcription by RNA polymerase III. Lineage: Eukaryota; Viridiplantae; Streptophyta; Magnoliopsida; Nymphaeales; Nymphaeaceae.
AUCCGACGCGAAUCACCGUUUGUCGCCCCGGCCACAGUGGUGCCCCUCUUUCUUCAUCUCCCAGUCCCUCCCUCUCGCUCUCUCCCACUUUGCGGCUGCUGCUACAACAACUCUUCUGAGGAGCCAUGACCUGAAAGAACGCCCAUUUGAGUGGUCUACUGUGAUUCUUAGAUGAAAAGAACGGCCGCUCAGAUGGGACGUCCACCGGCGGCGGGGGGUUCGUCGAAGGGGUCGAAGGCCACCGGCCAGCUAUCGGCGGUGGACCUCCAAGUCUACGAGGUGAUCAAGGAGAGCGGCAACGUGGGCAUCUGGACCAGAGAUAUCAAGUACAAAGCCAGCAUCACCGACAACCAAGUGAAGAAAUCUAUCAACACCCUUCUCCAGCACCAGAAGAUAAAGGCCGUCCACAACAUCUCCAACCCCACCAAAAAGAUGUACAUGCUGAUAGAGUUGGAGCCAUCGGAGGAGGUCAGCGGCGGCAAGUGGUACAGCGGCAAGGAUUUUGACAACGAACUCGUAUCCAAUCUGAAGAUGGUCUGCUUGAAAUUCGUCGCCCAGCAGAAGGUCGCCACAAUCGAGUCUAUUACAGACUUCAUCAGAAAGUCAGGGCUGAUGAGCGUCGAGUUUCAGACGAAGGAGAUCAAACAAGUGGUCGAUGCUCUGGUCCUGGAGAGGGAUUUGGAGGAGGUUGUGAGUACGGGGACGGGGAUCUUCUCGUCUGUGCCGGUAAGGAAGGUCUGCUAUAGGUUCUGCAAGAAAGGGGCACCGGAACACGCGCCGUUCGUUGGCGUGCCUUGUGGGGUUUGUCCAGUAAUUCACGAGUGCACGCCUGAUGGGAUUAUUUCGCCAAAGACUUGUGCAUAUUUCGAUAAAUGGCUCGAUUUUUAGGAGGAAGUAUGUCUCUCCAGUGUUGCUCAGUUGAUAGUAUUGGGCAUUCCAACAGAGAUUCAUGAGUUCUUAGAUCCUGAAAAAAUUUGGGACGUUUUUUGUACUCUCUAGAUACAUAUAAUUUUAAGACGAUCAAGGAAAUCAAUUCAUUCUUCAUUCAUUUCA